Molecule: messenger RNA, 609 nt
Organism: Schistocerca serialis cubense
Lineage: Eukaryota; Metazoa; Arthropoda; Insecta; Orthoptera; Acrididae
Product: luciferin sulfotransferase-like
Exons: 3
Coding region: 1-609 (202 amino acids)
Biological process (GO): sulfation
Cellular component (GO): cytoplasm
Molecular function (GO): sulfotransferase activity
Source: RefSeq, a predicted model, not a curated record
AUGUCCCUGAGGGCGGAGAAGCUGCGUUCGCCGCUGGCGGUGAAGUUCGUCUCGUGUGUACGCGGGCCGCUGAGGGACGAUCACGUUCGCGUCCGUCCCCCGGGCUGCGUGAUGCCGGCCAGGUACAUGCGAGACGCCCGGAGGAUCCUCGACCUGGAGGUCCGGCCGGAAGACGUUUGGAUCGUCACGCUGCCCAAGUGCGCCAUGUACCUUCCGUACUGGGAACACGUGAUUCCUUUCUGGAACAUGCGCCAGGAGCCCCACGUCCUGUUCUUCAGCUACGAGGAAAUGAAAGAGGACUUGGCAUUGGUGGUACGGAGAACGGCUGCCUUUUUGGGGAAGCCGAUCACAGAAGAGAUGGUGGCCCAGUUGGUCGACCAUCUGAGCUUCGACAGGAUGCGAGACAACCCUGCCGUCAACAACAGCUCCGCCGUGGAGCACAUCCGCAAGGAGCACCAGCUGGAGCCAGCUGCCUCCACAGGAAGGUCCUUCAUGAGGCGCGGCGUCGUGGGCGAGGGUGGGCAGCGGCUCUCCGAGGGCGUUCAGCGACGCCUGGAGCACUGGACCGAGCAGCGCCUCCAGGGCCGUGGCUACACGGGGCCCCGCUGA